This is a messenger RNA of Sitodiplosis mosellana (orange wheat blossom midge), 4813 nucleotides long. RefSeq names its product paired box protein Pax-6. The coding region runs from base 952 to 3120 and encodes 722 amino acids. Gene Ontology annotation, molecular function: RNA polymerase II cis-regulatory region sequence-specific DNA binding; DNA-binding transcription factor activity, RNA polymerase II-specific. The record is from RefSeq and is a predicted model, not a curated record. Gene Ontology annotation, biological process: anatomical structure development; regulation of transcription by RNA polymerase II. NCBI's taxonomy places the organism in Eukaryota, Metazoa, Arthropoda, Insecta, Diptera, Cecidomyiidae. The transcript has 14 exons.
GUUUCUGUUCUCGGCAAUGAACGAGCACGCAAACACGGACCUUGUUUGUAGUGCGUUUUUGUUUCGUUAUUUCAGUGCGUCCCGUGCCGUUUCAUGUGUGCGCUUUUUUAUUCGCCCAUUCGGUUUUUUCGUACAAAACAGAAAAAUUCAGUGUUUGCCGCAGCGGCUGAGCUGCUGUUAGUGUGUUUUGGUUUUUUUCCCCCAUCAAAUUCCACACAAUGAAUAAUCAUUGAAAAUUUGAACAACAUUUGCAUCGUUAAUUGCUAUUCAAUUAAUGAUGGACAACGAUCGGAAAUUGUGACAAGAAAAAAGUAAACAAACGAAUGUGUGGCAAAAAAGAGAAUAAGUGUGCAUGUGCAUCGAUCAGUGAGAGCUUUUAACAAUAAACAAAACAAACCAUUUCAAGGAUUUUGAUCGAGAAAAAAAAAAUUAGAUCGAACUCAAUGAAAAAACAAAACAAAAACAAAUCAAGCGUUUCGUAAUUAUUCUGUGAUUUUGAUUAUGAUAAAAAGUGUGAAUACGUUUCAAAGCAACCAAUUAUUUUGCGGAUUAUCCCAUUUCUCAACUGACUCAAGUCUUUCACCUUAUAUAUGAAUUUCAACCACCUCUUUCCCAUUUUACAAGGAAGCAAUUUUUAAUGUCGAUAAAAGAGUACGUGCAUUGAGGAGAGAUUAAGAGAAAAAAAUGACAAGUCAUCGUAAUAAUCAUCAUAACUAGAGCAUCGAAUGAAUUCAAUUGUAGUGUGAAAUGAAAAUAGUCAAAAAUCUGUUGAAUAAAUUGACUGCUAAGCAAAAGUAAAAAAUUACGACAAACAGUGUGAAUUGAACUGAAAGGAUUCGGAAAAAGAGUCCAAAGGAACAAUACGAGAAAAAAAGAGACAGUUUUUGUUCAGUGUCGCAGUGAAAUAGAAAAUUCGUCAAGAUUUUCGCGUUACAAUCAACACCAGCGGCCAUGAUGGGGGCAUCAGUGACUCCCUGGCCAGGAACCACAAUGAUGGACCGUGUCACAUUGGAUGACAUCCCACAUAAAGCACGAGUCCAAUACCAGAUGUCGGCUGAAUUUCAACCAGAUUCAAGUCACAGUGGAGUCAAUCAAUUGGGUGGUGUGUUCGUUGGCGGUCGACCGUUACCAGAUUCGACGCGUCAAAAAAUCGUCGAAUUAGCUCACUCAGGUGCACGGCCUUGUGACAUAUCACGCAUUCUGCAAGUAUCGAACGGUUGUGUUAGUAAAAUAUUAGGCAGAUAUUAUGAAACGGGCAGCAUACGGCCAAGAGCCAUUGGUGGUUCCAAGCCACGAGUCGCCACCGCCGAAGUUGUAAAUAAAAUAUCACACUACAAACGCGAAUGCCCAAGCAUUUUUGCAUGGGAAAUACGCGAUCGAUUACUGCAAGAAGGCGCCUGCACCAAUGACAACAUUCCAAGCGUGUCUUCAAUAAAUCGUGUCCUUCGCAAUUUGGCCGCACAAAAAGAGCAACAGCAUACACAGCCGAAUGUGAGCUCAACGCUGCAUCACAGCAACGCCUCGCAUACACAUCAUCAUUCACAAACAUCCGUACAUCAACAGUCACCAAUAAUAGAUCGUGUUGCUGCAUCGACGCCACCAACAUUGAGCAAUUUAUCAAGCGAUUCCGCUUAUGACAAGUUUCGUUUGCUCAACGGACAUCAUCAUCAUCAUCUGACAUCGCCGCAUCAUUCGGGCGGAAGCGGAAGCGUGGCUAGUAAUGGGACAAGCAACACAGCAUCUUGGCCAAGAACGCCAACCGCUUGGUAUCCAAGUGCUGGUGCAACAACGCCUAUGUCAUUCGGGUUACAGCCGCUCAGUCCAUCGGAUGGUGCCACCGGAAUGUCAAGCGGCGGUACAUGCACCGUACUUGGCGAGGAUAUGGCAUCGAAAAAAGAGCUAGAUGUGGGUUUGCAUUCGGACGAGACAGGGUCAGGUGAAGGAGAGAAUUCGAAUGGUGGCUGCUCGAUAAUUGGCGGCAUCACAACUGGGGCCGAUGACGAUCAGGCACGAUUGCGUCUCAAACGUAAACUGCAACGGAAUCGCACAUCAUUCACCAAUGAACAAAUCGACAGUUUGGAAAAAGAAUUUGAACGUACUCACUACCCGGAUGUGUUUGCACGCGAAAGACUGGCAGCGAAAAUUCAAUUACCUGAAGCACGAAUACAAGUUUGGUUUUCAAAUCGACGAGCAAAAUGGCGUCGCGAAGAGAAGCUACGAAAUCAACGUCGUACACCAAGCUCGAGUGUGAGCAGCACAGCCGGCGGUGGUGCGAAUCCGGGCAGUGUUACACCAACAAAUAUCGGCGGUAUCAAUAGCGGUGUGAAUGGAUCCACUCAUCCAGGCAGCAAUACACCCAUAUCAAACGGAAACAAUCACAUAACUAACAGUAGUGACCUGUUGCAAAGUGGAGGCUCUGGCCUUUUGGGCAGUUCCAACUAUUUGCAUUUAUCAUCACUGUCGCCAACGCGUCUCAAUUUAAACAAUGGUUUUAGCAGUGCAAUGAGCACCAUGUAUCCAUCGAUACAUCCGUCCAUGCAAAUGGGCGACUCUUACAGCUUCUAUAAUUGUGGUUCGAUGUCAGCAAUGUCCAGUUUCUCACAUCAUCAUCAUACUCCGCCGUCGUCGAUUGGCCCAUUAUCGGUUUCGCCAACACACACCGGAGCCAGUCAUGGACCACCUUCGACGGUUUCGCAGCAAUGUUUAAUGCAAUCGAAUUCUCAGCAAUCUCAGCAUAUGAACCGAGAUUUGAUAUCACCGUCGCCAUACCAGUGUCAUAUGUCGGUGCGCAGUGGCCCAUUAACACCGGGCCCAAGUGUAUCAGCUUCGUCAUUGGCCGCGGCAGCAGCUGCUGCCUACGAUUCACUCGGUCUUGUGAGCGGACCCAAUUCAGGCAGCACAUACAACACAUCACGACACUCGCCAAGCAGCCCAUCGCAAACAACAUCCACCGGCGGGCUCUAUUCAUUUAACUCAAAUUCAUCGGUGCCAUUUGGCUUGGCAAAUUCAUCAAAUGGAACCGGUUUAAUUUCGCCGGGCGUAUCAGUUCCAAUUCCCGUUGCAAUACCGGUGCAAACCACUGACAUGACAUCGUCAGCGUAUUGGUCGCGGCUGCAGUGACCUUGGUAUUAAUCGAAUUGAGUUAACAGCAACACUUGAUUAGGUUAUAAGCAUAAUGAGAACAACAAAAAAACACACACAAAAUUGCCAUUUCGAUCUCUCCUGUUUUAUUUCUUUAACAAGCAAUUUCAGCUCUUUGCCAAUGAAAAGAGUUAUCCAAAACGAAAACAAAAAAUAACGUUAAUGUCGUUUAGUUCGACAAGAAGAACCAAUUUAUGAAAAUUCUUUAUCCUUAUUUCUGUGUAUACUGCGAAAGUCCCAAAGUUCAAAAAGUGAUUGGCUUCACGAAGAAAGAAAAAGAGAAGAUUAUGCGUAUGUUUCUUUUGCAAGUGCUAAUCGAUGAAUAAAUUACCGGCGGGAGCUUUAUCAAAUAAUCAAUUAAUUGAGAUGGUUUUCUUUUUUUUUCGAUCAGAGGUUUUCACCAUUAAAUGGUCCUCUCAAGUGUGAACAUUGACAUAGAAAAAAGCAGACAGAAAAAAACAAUAACCGAGAAAAAUAAACCAGUGUACAUAAAUGUAGGCGAGAAAUAAUUCCUUUUUUGCGUAGUUCAUAAUCAUUCUCUCAACUCAAAAUCGACCUUGUUCACAAAUCACAGAAAAACUAAGAAAAAAACCUGUUGAAGGAAAAAAAUAAAACUAGAGUAAAAUAACAAACCCUUUCACAAUAGCGAUUUACCAUAACAAAUCCAAUGGAUAAUGUUUUAGAAAUUUUAUAUAUAUUCCAUUCAGCCAAAAACUCUAUGUGUGGAACGAGAGAAAAACAGAUGAAGAUGAAACAAAUUUUAGAUUUUAAGUAAAUGAGAAGAAGAAGAAUCAUAGGUAUAAUAUGCAUAGGAGUCUAAGAUGAAUUCAACCAUAUCCGUGCUGAUAAUUAAAUGUAAAACCUAAUGUAACAGAAAGUAAAAACAAAAGAAAAAGGGAAAAAUUGCGGCAAAAUUGAAAAACUUGAAAAAUUCGAGACUUGAAAAAUUCGAGAGUCAGUUUCAGGUCUGGCCGCCACACAUACACACUCGAUGGACGAUGGAUAACUACAGGCUCAAUUACAGCCGAAAGAAGAACAAAUAGUAUUUUAUUUUGAAAUUCUGCUAUCGUUGCCGGAUGGUAACAUUUAGAUAAACAAAUUCAAGAAGUGUGUUAGUCCAGUCUCUGGGAUUCACUAUUACAAUCAAACCAACCAUAGUCACAACCAAUUGAAUUUCGUAUCCAAUUGAGAUUUGUGUUCAACCAAUUCUAAUUUAUUCCGUGUUUUUAUUGCUAUAAUUGCAAAACCCUCUAAAAGAUAUUGUCAUUAUUUUGAAUGAUGACGGAAAAUUUAGAUUUUGUAUAACAAAUGAUGUACGAGAUGUGUGUGUGAGAGAGAAAAAAAUUGGUGGACGUACGUGGCAUAUGGCAUAUAAUUUCGUACAAUUUCCCUUGUCGAUGUGUAUAUUCAAGGCUUGAAUUUCGAGCCAUCCGCGACCCAAUCUACCGCCCCCCCUAAAAUCAAUCUCGACCAUUCGCUGUGUAUUGUAUAAUUUAAAUAGCGUUUCAACGUGUAAUUUUAAUAGUAAAUUGUAAGGAGUUCAAACAAAAACACACACACACAUAACUAAGCAAACUUAUACCAAAAUUCCCCAAUGCAUGUACCCGCGUCGCAUAGCAGAACAGGAUGAUUAUUUUGAUGUGUGAAUAAUUGAUAACAAAAAAGAAACAAA